UAAUCAUUAAUCAACCACCCCUACGCUCCUACCAGUUGCCGCUCAUUUCAAUUUUCAAAAUCUUCAAAAUUAUCUUUUCGGUUAGAAAUUCAAAAUUCGGCCACUUCUCUCCAGCAAAAACAUGGAUGCCCAUCCUACAACUCUUCCUGGAAAAAAAACCCAGCCGGUUAAAUCGAAGUACAAAUCGAUCGCCGAACAACCAAAACACAAACCCAAAGAAGUUCCGGUUCAAAUGAACCGAAGAACCUUCGGCACAAUCCGAAACCAUAAUGUGGUUAAUAUCCCCGAAACAACACUUCCCCAAAAGCCGAAACCAAAACCAAAACCGUCGAAUCAGAUCAUACCUCAAGCGCAACAAAAAACCACUCAAAACGAGAGCAACGAAAAACCAAAGUUGAGGAACAAGAAGAAAACAGUUUGUUCACCCGAAAAAAAUGAGGGGUCUGUGAAGAAAAAAUCUCCUGCUAAGGAAAUAGAUGGGGUUAAAACUCCGGUGAGACCGCCAUUUUCGGUUAAACCGGUUAAGAUUCCGGGAACACCGUAUCUUAGUGCUGAAAAGUGUAGCGAUUGCCGGUUUGAUCGGUUGGAAACGGCGUCGUAUUGGGUGGGUCAGAUCAAAUCGGCAGAGUCCGUUGGCAAGCAUUUUGUUGCUGCUGCUUUUUUUCGGCUUGCUAAUGAAUGCAAAGCAGAGCCAGCAAGAAAUCUUCAACUCGAGCUGAAAAGGUAUCUCGCUCGUCAUGACGACUUAUCUACUACGGCCGAGUGGGAAGAUGUGACUCGGAUAUAUGGAAAGUUAAAGAAAGUGCAAGAAACUAGAAACGAUGAAGAGAAAACGAGUUGUUUUUGUGAAAACACGCUCACGCAAAGUGGUUCUGAGCUUGGAGAAUCAGAGGUUGUUCAAGAACAAAGAAUUGAGAACGAGAAUUUGUCGGGUGAAAUAAACAAAUGAACACGAAACUUGGAUUUAAGUAAGAAAUAGAGUGUUGGCAAGGUUGCUAAAAGAUUAUAUUGUGUGUUAUUAGAUUUGUUGCAUCGCUUUUUUUUUUUUUUUUUUUUUUUUUUUUUUUUUGUAAUAUGUAUUGGUUUGUUGUGUGGCUCUUGGUUUGUAUUGUAAUUUGUAAAGUUGUAUUUUUACAUUUUUGGUUGGUUA
Helianthus annuus (common sunflower) is the source of this 1150-nucleotide messenger RNA. RefSeq lists its product as uncharacterized. The coding region runs from base 122 to 949 and encodes 275 amino acids. The transcript has 4 exons. Lineage: Eukaryota; Viridiplantae; Streptophyta; Magnoliopsida; Asterales; Asteraceae. The record is from RefSeq and is a predicted model, not a curated record.